AUGGUGCAACACCUUAUUAGAGAUGGUUAUCUGAGGCAGUUCGUCCGACACCCAGCCCAGGCAACGGUAGCGCCCGAUGCACCAGUUCAUCAGGUCCGGAUCGACAGAUCCACACAGUUUGUCAACACGAUUUCCCAUUCCGCCACUCAAGCAUACAAUCUGAAUCCUAGAAUCAUGUCAAGAAUCCACAAAAAAGAUCUUAAUGGGAAGGAAAUUUUCAGUGUAGCAAAAGCUUUGCCGAUGGAAUCCUGGAUGAUGCGUCCCAUAUUUUUCUCGGCUCAGGAUGUCCCGAUGAACGGCCAAGCUCACAGUGAUCCCUUGGUUAUCACCCUACUGAUUGAGGAAUGGGGGGUAAGAAGGAUUCUAGUAGAUAGUGGGAGCUCAGUCGAAGUACUCUUCUACGAUACAUUCAAAAGGAUGGAGUUGUCAGAUGAUAUACUUGUCCCAUCGACAUAUCGUAUCUAUGGUUUUAAUGGGACCGUAACCAUCCCAAAGGGCGAAGUAACUCUAAGGGUAUCGUAUGGAGGUGGUUACCUAGAUACUUUAACCACAUUCUGCGUGGUUGAUAUCGCCUCGCCCUAUGAAGCUAUAAUCGGAAGACCAUGGAUCACGGGAAUCAAAGGAGUGGCAUCGGCCUAUCAUCAAAGGCUACGAUUCCCAACAUACAAGGGGAUAACCGAGGUCGUAGGAGAUCCACAGGCAGCCCGACGGUGCAUGCAGGUCGAUGCCCAGAUAAAUGAGGAGCGGCGAGCACGACAAAGGAGAGAGAAGAAAAGGGCUAAAGAAGCAAAAGUCGCAGAAGAACUGGAAAGAGUUAUUUCGCAGGCGGUCAUGACUUACGAAGCACAAGGAAACGAGCCUUCAUAG
This is a messenger RNA of Papaver somniferum (opium poppy), 867 nucleotides long. RefSeq lists its product as uncharacterized. The transcript has a single exon. The record is from RefSeq and is a predicted model, not a curated record. Bases 1 to 867 code for a protein of 288 amino acids. NCBI's taxonomy places the organism in Eukaryota, Viridiplantae, Streptophyta, Magnoliopsida, Ranunculales, Papaveraceae.